GCGUACAAGAGGACUGUUGCGGAGACUUGUCAUUCUGACCUGGGAUCUCUCCGAGCGUAUGGCAGAAAUGUCUAAUGCCAAAGAAAGAAAACAUGCUAAAAAAAUGAGAAACCAGCCCACCAAUGUGACUUUAUCCUCUGGCUUUGUGGCUGAUAGAGGUGUAAAGCAUUAUAAUGGAGGUGGAAAACCUUUCCAGACUCCAAAACAAGAGCCUCAUUCUGGAACGUCACAGCAGCGGCAAACCAAAAUGAGCUACCAUUCAUUGCACGACCCCGAAGUGAAUGAGCAGUCUUCCUCCAAGAUAAUGUUUAAAAAAAAGGGAGGAUGGAAAGCAGGUUCUGAAGGUACUUCUCAGGAGAUUCCCAAGUAUAUAACUGCCUCCACUUUUGCUCAAGCCCGAGCUGCUGAAAUCAGCGCAAUGUUAAAAGCAGUGACCCAGAAAUCUUCUAACUCACUGGUUUUCCAGACUCUGCCCCGGCACAUGAGACGAAGAGCCAUGAGCCACAACGUCAAACGCCUUCCUAGGCGGUUACGGGAGAUUGCCCAGAAAGAGGCAGAGAAAGCAGUACAUCAGAAAAAAGAACAUUCCAAAAAUAAAUGCCAUAAAGCACGAAGAUGUCACAUAAACCGGAUGCUGGAAUUCAACCGUAGGCAGAAGAAGAACAUCUGGUUAGAAACUCACAUCUGGCAUGCCAAACGAUUUCACAUGGUCAAGAUGUGGGGCUACUGCCUUGGGGAGAGGCCGACAGUGAAGAGCCACCGAGCCUGCUACCGGGCCAUGACUAACCAUUGCCUCCUUCAGGAUUUAUCCUACUACUGUUGUUUGGAGUUGAAGGGCAAAGAGGAAGAAAUACUAAAAGCACUUUCUCAAAUGUGUAGCACAGACACAGGAUUGACUUUUGCUGCAGUUCACUGCUUGUCUGGAAAGCGCCAAGGCAGUCUAAUGCUGUACCGGGCAAACAGAUAUCCCAGAGAAAUGCUUGGGCCUGUUACAUUUAUUUGGAAGUCUGAGAGGAGCCCUGGGGAUGCUUCUGAGAAUAGGCAGCUUUGGAUCUGGCUCCAUCCCACUCUUAAACAGGAUAUCUUAGAGGAAAUAAAAGCAGUGUGCCAGUGUAUGGAACCUAUCAAAUCAACUGUCUGUAUCCCUGACCCGCUUCUGACACCAUCCCAAGAAAAAAACCAAACCACACUGCCUGAUGAGAAAAUUGGCAAGAAAAGAAAAUGGAAAGAUGAUGGAGAAAAUUCUAAACCAGUGAAAAAACUUAUGGGGGAUGGAACUAGAGAUCUACUUCAAGCAUAUUCUUGGAUAUCUACAGCCACAGGCAUUAUAAUCAGUGACUUGACGAUGGAGAUGAACAGAUACCGGCUGAUUGGUCCACUUUCCCACUCCAUCCUAACUGAGGCGCUAAAGGCUGCUUCUGUCCACACUGGGGGAGAGGAUACAGAGAAGACGCCUCAUCACUGGUGGACUGAAACCUGCAAGAAUCCCGAUAGCAUUGCUCUUCAUCACAGACAAGAAGCCGUUUUUGAGUUGUUGGGAGGAAUAACAUCACCAGCAGAAAUUCCUGCAGGUACUGUUCUGGGACUGACAGUUGGUGAUCCUCGAAUAAAUUUGCCUCAAAAGAAGUCCAGAGCUCUGCCCAAUCCAGAAAAAUGCCAAGAUAAUGAGAAAGUUAGACAGCUGCUUCUGGAGGGUGUUCCUGUGGAGUGUACGCAUAGCUUUAUCUGGGACCAAGCUAUCUGUCAGAGUGUCACAGAGAAUAAAAUCUCGGAUCAGGAUUUAAACCGGAUGAGAAGUGAGUUGCUGGUGCCCGGGUCACAGCUUGUUUUAGGUCCCCAAGAAUCCAAGAUACCUAUACUUUUGAUCCAACAGCCGGGAAAAGUAACUGGUGAAGACCGACUGGGCUGGGGCAGUGGCUGGGAUGUGCUGCUGCCGAAAGGCUGGGGCAUGGCUUUCUGGAUUCCAUUUAUCUACCGAGGUGCAAGAGUUGGAGGAUUAAAAGAGGCCUUAGUACAUUCUCAAUAUAAAAGGUCACCUAAUAUCCCGGGUGAUUUUCCAGACUGCCCUGCUGGGAUUCUGUUUGCUGAAGAGCAGGCUAAGUUUCUUCUUGAGAAGUACAAAGGACGCCCUCCUGCAAAACGGCCCAACUAUGUUAAGCUCGGCACUUUGGCACCUUUCUGCUCUCCCUGGGAACAGUUGACUCGAGAUUGGGAAUCAAGAGUCCAGACCCAAGAAGGAUCUUCUGUAGUUUCAUCUCCAAAUGGUGAGGAGAACGACUUGAGGAGAGAUGAGGGGCCUUGUGCUCCCAAGCCUGACAAAAGUCUUAAGCUCUCUGAUGAAAUAGGCUCAUUCAUAAAUGAACCCAGAGAGCCCGAAGAAGUAACAGACACCGAGUGUGGGGACCAGGCAGGGUGUGAGCAGGUACCUGACCACGAUGCUGGGGAGAACCGAGUUGCUGCCGCCAGUCGUCUCUGCGUUCUCAGGAGUAGAAGUUUACUGAAGCAGCUGUCGGCCUGGUGUGGGGGCGGUCGGCGUGCUCCCAGCAGGGGACACCAAGAACUGCCCCGAGAGGCCUGUCUGUCAGUCUUGACCCACUUCCCCAGGGCGCUGGUGUGGGUCAGCCUGUCCCUGCUCCAGAAGGGCAGCCCCGAGCCGCACACCAUGAUCUGUGUCCCAGCUGAGGAGGACUUGCUCCAGCUCAGACAGAAUCGACAGUAUUGUGGGCCCCAGGAAUCCAAACACAGUGACCCAUUCAAGAGCAGGAUUCUGAAACAGAAAGAGAAGAAGAAAAUGGAGAAGAGGCAGAAACAAAGAAAUGCUGCUUCCGGGGGCCUGGCAGGAGAGGACCCUACUGCUGGGCAUGAAGCUUUAACCCUGGGGUUGUGGUCAGGCCCUCUCCCGUGUGUGACUACGCACUGCUCCAGAGUUCUCCUAGGGUUUGUUACUCAGGGAGAUUUUUCCAUGGCCGUUGGCUGUGGAGAAGCCCUGGGGUUUGUUAGUUUGACAGGCUUGCUGGAUAUGCUGAGCAGUCAGCUGGCAGAUGCGCGCGGCUUAGUGUUACUGAGACCCCCCGCCUCCCUGCAGUAUCGAUUUGCAAGAAUUGCUAUUGAGGUGUGAACGCUGUUUUAGAUCCCAGCAGGGUAUAGGUCAUUUUCUUUGUCAAAUCCCCACAAUUGGAGAGGUUUGUUUUUGCCACCUCUGUUUGAGAAUAUCAUGUGAAAUUCCUUGGAAACAAGAAUAAAAAAUUAUGUAUUAUGCAAAUAGAUGAAAUGUUUACAUCGUUCCAGUAAUGUUGUUGAUUUCCAUCAUUGCCUGUCUUUUCUGUAAAGCUUUUAAAGUGCUUGGCGUAUAUAGCCCAAAGCUUCUGUAUUAUGGUUUCUCAAUCUGUGUAAUUCUUGCUGAAAAUAAUUGGAAGUUCUAUGUUGGAUUGUCCCUUUUAUUAGUAGCAUAGUCUGUCAAGUCUAUCUGGAAAACCUUGUAGAUAAGCAACAAUGGUUGUUUAAUGAUUUAAUUGUUAUAGACUUGAAACCAGAGAAAUAGAGUUUGGGCUUAAAAAAAAAAAUUAAAUGUAAGUUAGAAAGGAAAAGAUUAUAAACAUCAGGUCCCUGAAUGUGAAAUAUAGGACUCCCAAAUGGGCCAUAUUUAAUUCUGUGCUCUAAUCGGCAAGCCUAACACCUUAUAGCGUAAAGAAGGAAAUCCUGGAAGAUUUACUGUUGCCUGUUUUCAAGCAGGCUGAGUUUGUGGCAAAAGUGUUGGGCUGGAUUAGAAUGGAGGCCUCGGACUUGGUGUUCUUGCCUUCCCUGUUGAUGACUGACACGUGAUCCCAGCAGUUACUUAACUUUUUGGUGCUUUUUGUUUCUGCGAGGUAUUUCUCAAAGCCAGUAGGGGCAUUUCCCAAAGUAUGUUUUAUGAAAUAUGUUACCUUAAAAAAGGAUUCCAAGGUCAACUUGAUUUGGGAAACUCUGGAUUAAACGAAGUUAAACAUUUCUUUAUUAAAUGACGCCUAGAACCUGCCAUGUGACAGUGUGCAUUGUGAAUCUCCAGAAAGUAGAUAAUAGCGUGCAGUAUUUUCUAAAUUUUUUGGUCACUGAACUCCUUUUGCAAGGAGCACUUUGCAGGGGCACCUAGGAACACACUUAGGGAAAUGGCUGUACAGUGUAAUAUUUACUUUUGCAAGGUGAUAACUAAAAUGACAAGUUGCUUUUAAACACUAAUGUAAUCACAUUGUCCACCUGAGAUUUUGAGCAGGUGGAAGUGUGUGUCAUCCUUGCUUUUUUUUCACUCAGAGAGAAACUAGGUGGCUCUUUAACUUUUAGUUGCCAUGUAAUGUCUUACUUAUAUCCUUGGUCCCUUAUUUUCCUGCCCUAAAUUUCAGCAGAGCUAGAGUAGACUUGAAACCACAGAAAUGCAGUUUGGGCUUACAAAAAAAAUUAAAUGUAAGUUAGGCAUUUUAAUUCAUGUGAAUGCAUUGGGUUUUUGCAGUGGCAUUUGGUGUGAUGAGCUGGGGAAAGAUACAGCAAGUAUUAACGAUAGUCAAAUACUAUAUUGAGCCACCUGAAAUUGAGCAGUGACAUUUCUGAUGUAUUUCCUCUCACCGUGCCUCUGAAUGUGUCCAACCCAAUUGAUACUGGGGAAAAAAAAAAAAAAA
Messenger RNA from Choloepus didactylus (southern two-toed sloth), 4649 nucleotides. It is a transcript of the gene POP1, whose product is annotated as POP1 homolog, ribonuclease P/MRP subunit. The transcript is spliced from 16 exons. Gene Ontology annotation, cellular component: ribonuclease MRP complex; nucleolar ribonuclease P complex. The record is from RefSeq and is a predicted model, not a curated record. Gene Ontology annotation, biological process: tRNA 5'-leader removal. The coding region runs from base 59 to 3118 and encodes 1019 amino acids. NCBI's taxonomy places the organism in Eukaryota, Metazoa, Chordata, Mammalia, Pilosa, Megalonychidae.